UCUCUCGUUUUUUACCUCAGUCGAGUCUGGAAGUUGGUCGAGUGAGGUGGUUGAUUGGUUGUUCUUUAGUCUUUUUGUUAACUAAUUUAAAUUUCAAUUAAUUUGUCCACUUAAUUAAUUGAAUUGUGUCACGUUGGGUCGACGUUUUGGAGACGUUUCGAAAAUGGAGUCGGCGAGUCAAACAAGUGGUGGCCGGUCUCGGUCAAAAACCAACAAGGCGGGGACACCAGCCGUAGAGCUGGGCGAUGACCGUGGCGCCAGAGGAGAUGAAUACAGCCAAGAGGAAGAAGAAAAGCGUGCCGGAUGCGAUUCUUCGACUGGUCCUCAGGAGAAAAAUUGUGGUGAUGUCGCUGGAGGAAAGUCGAAAAUUGAUCAAUGUGGAUGUCCCUUCAAGAAUGAUCAGAUUUACAAUGUGGCUGGAUGGGUGGUGCAACUGGUCGUAUUCGGAAUGGCCGUGGCGACUCUGCUCUACCGAAAGAGCGUGUGGAUCGGGCGGCAAUGGGCGAUGAAGGGGGAAGGCCACAUUGUCUCCAAGUUUGUCGUCAUCCUACUUUUCUUGCAUGCCAACAAUUGUCUCCGCUGGGCUGGCGAGGUGGCGAAAACGGUGGACCUACUUCUGGAUGCUUUUUCGAUGCGAGGAAGGAACAGGGCGGGGGAAAAUCCGGGUUGGUUGAAGUUCUGGCACGCCAUGAGGAAACGGACUUAUCCAAAGAUUGUUACAAAUCCCAUCGUUAUCUACGGCGCGGUCACCUUGUGGAACUGGGUUUGGAUCAAUUACGUCUGCAAAACUCUUCAUGACCGUUCCUGCACCAAGACGGACUUUGGAAAGAUGUUGUUCGACUAUCGACAAGAGUUCUGCUACUACGAGAACACUCCCGACGUCAUGUGUGACAAGCUGAUGGCCUCCAUCCCCGCCAUCCUGCUCACCGUCGGAACAUCAAUCAUGGCCUACGUCAUCCAAUACUAUUUCAACCGCCGGCUUUCCAACUUCUUCUCGGCCCGAUUUUCAACUGCGCCCAUUGAAACCAUCACAAUUUCCGAUGAUGAAGAUCAAGAACUCGUUGAUGGAAAUGUUCGAACUGCUACGACCCCUGCUCGUGAAGUCCCGAUGGAUGAAGAUUUAGAUGAAACUUUGGAUAUGGAUGAGGGCGUUGAGAUUGAACCAAAACCGGCCGGGAAAGCUUCUUCCCCGUCGCCUGCUAAGAGUCGUGACAGUUCGAAAGGUGCUAGCCGAGCUACUCAGGCUACUCUUGGUAAUAAAAAACAAAAGAAGCGUUCCAAAUAAGAAGAUCCUCAAUUCUACCUUUUUAUGAUUAAAUUAACCCUUAAAUAUUUAAAAACAUCUUAACUAACUAUAAAUAUCAACAAAUACUCUGUUUUCUGUCUAUUUUGGUUGUUCAAUGUAUUUCAAAUAUGUUUUAAAUGCUCUCGCUUUGUUUACCACUUCUUAGUUUUCAUAUCGAGAUAUUUCUAAAUGUUUUUUAUUAACAAUUUUAUCCUGUUUUUUCAACUUGCUUUUGGUUGACCUAUUAUAUUAUAUUAAUUAAUAUUCGUUGAAUUUUGUUUCAUUAAUUGAGAAUUGUUUUCCGUGAAUAAAUUAAAGACGGAUUUUGUUUAGUGACAUGUUUGAA
Messenger RNA from Folsomia candida, 1631 nucleotides. RefSeq lists its product as uncharacterized. The transcript is spliced from 6 exons. The record is from RefSeq and is a predicted model, not a curated record. The coding region runs from base 164 to 1285 and encodes 373 amino acids. NCBI's taxonomy places the organism in Eukaryota, Metazoa, Arthropoda, Collembola, Entomobryomorpha, Isotomidae.